Messenger RNA from Exophiala mesophila, 1575 nucleotides. RefSeq lists its product as uncharacterized. Gene Ontology annotation, biological process: transmembrane transport. Lineage: Eukaryota; Fungi; Ascomycota; Eurotiomycetes; Chaetothyriales; Herpotrichiellaceae. The coding region runs from base 1 to 1575 and encodes 524 amino acids. Gene Ontology annotation, cellular component: membrane. The transcript has 5 exons. The record is from RefSeq and is a predicted model, not a curated record. Gene Ontology annotation, molecular function: transmembrane transporter activity.
AUGGACUCCGAAUUGGGGAAAAAGCCCUUGACACCUGAAGAAGUGAUAUCGGUCCAGACAACACGCGACAAUGGUUUACUGGAGGUCCCAUCUCUGGCUGCUCUGGGCCUGGAGGAAUCUCACGUCAAAAGAAAUUUCAAUAUGUUGAGCAUCCUCGCACUCGGAUUCAAUAUCUGCGCUAGCUGGGUGGGCAUUGCAGCCAGUAUCGCUUUCGCCAUUGCUGCCGGAGGCACCGUCUCUCUCCUAUAUGGCUUGCUGGUGGUGGUAUUCUUCAACAUGUGCAUUGCCCUAUCCCUGGCAGAACUAGCCAGUGUCUAUCCCACGGCAGGUGGCCAGUAUCAUUUCGUUUCCAUCUUGUCUCCGAAGGCUUAUGCCAGAGCGUUCUCCUACACCUGCGGCUUCACGGGUGUUGCAGCUUGGAUUGCUAUUUCAUCGGCGGUUACGAUCGCGGUCAGCCACGGUAUCGUGACCAUCGUACUGCGCUGGCACCCUGAUUUUUCUCCCACUCACUGGCAAGAAUUUCUCUUGUACCAGGCCAUCAACGUCUAUUCUUUCCUCCACAAUCUGUUUCUAUCGAAGAGAAACCCUCUUCUGUACGACUUUGGCUUUGCCCUCUCACUUUCCGCAUUCAUUGUCAUAACCAUCUGUUGUCCUGCGGUAGCCAAAGAGCAUGCUAGCUCCUCUGACGUUUGGACGAGUUUCGUCAAUAGCGCUGCAAGUUGGCCUGACGGAGUCUCCUUCUUCAUCGGCCUCACAACGCCCCAAUUUAUGCUUCUUGGCCUCGACGGCGCCCUACACAUGGCAGAAGAGUGUCUUGAGCCUGAAAAAGUCGUCCCAAAAGCUUUGAUAGCGACUGUUGGCGUAGGAGGUGUUACAGCCUUCCUAUUUGCCAUCAGCAUGUCGUACUGCUUGACUGAUCUUGAAUUGGUUUUGAACUCUCCGACCGGAUUUCCCAUCUACGCACUUUGGGAACAGGCCACUGGUUCCGUUGCUGCUAUCAUUGUCUUCAUGACCUGUUUGACGAUUCUCGGUUUAAUUACUCUCCAUGCAAUCAAUCAAACAUCCUCGCGGCUCACGUGGUCAUUUGCACGCGACAACGGACUCAUAUUUCCGACGUUCCUGUCCAGAAUGAAUACCAGGUGGCAAGUGCCUGUUUAUUCCUUGCUCCUGGAUCAUGUGUGCAUUGGCCUUAUCGGGCUCUUGUAUCUGGCCUCUUCAACCGCAUUCAACAGUUUCAUCAACACUGCGGAAAUUACCACCCUGCUGUCCGUGGGGUGCCCCUCCAUCCUCGUGCUUUGGAGGAAGCGGUCGACAGAGUUCCUGCCUGAAAACAGGAGUUUCCGCCUGCCCAACUGGCUUGGAUACUUUGUCAACAUUGCAGGACUGAUAUAUGUCGCUCUAAUGACAGUUUUCUUCUGCCUACCAACGGAACUACCUGUAACCGGUGCCAACAUGAACUACUGCAGUGUGGUGCUUGCUGUGAUAUUCCUUGUCGGUGUUGGAAACUGGUUCUUCCAUGCGCGAAAGAAUUACGAGGGCCCGCGAUUGGACUUCCGCAGACCGGUUGAAGAUUGA